Messenger RNA from Mugil cephalus (flathead mullet), 3518 nucleotides. RefSeq names its product zinc finger, AN1-type domain 4 (gene zfand4). NCBI's taxonomy places the organism in Eukaryota, Metazoa, Chordata, Actinopteri, Mugiliformes, Mugilidae. The coding region runs from base 455 to 2623 and encodes 722 amino acids. The transcript is spliced from 10 exons. Gene Ontology annotation, molecular function: zinc ion binding; protein binding. The record is from RefSeq and is a predicted model, not a curated record.
GUUGGCGUCUCUGCCUGCCAAUCAAGUGAAGUCAUGAAGGUGUUGUUCGACCGUCUUUGACAGGUACGGCGAUGACAAUGGGCGACUGUUUACUUUGUACCGUGUGUAUGUUUUUCAUUUCAACGCGAUGACACGCUGCUUAAUUUUUACCGUAACGUCACCCUCGACUCCUUCCUCGGUCGGACCGAAGCGAAGCCCUCGGAUGUAGCUUAGCAGCCUGCUAACAAACCGCUGAGAGCCUGGGAGAGAGGCAGCCAUUGUUUGAGUUGUUGGCUAACAUGGCAACGAAGGCUAACGACAGCAGCGUCGGCUAGACGGUCUUCAAGAUACAGCUGUGAUCAUCCUCCAUGAUGUGUGACGGUUUUGAGGCCAGUAAGCAGUCCCUCUCUCCCUCAUCUUGGGCCAGUCCCCCGAUUUCACCACCAUCCUAAAGUCGCUCUCUCAACUCGCCAAGAUGACGGACAGGAAGGAGCCGCCUUUCUUCAAUGACGACAGUGUGGGAGCUUUUCAAUACAAGCUCCCUUUCUAUGACACUAUGGAGCUCUUCAUAGAGACCCUGACAGGAACCUGUUUCGAGCUGCGCGUGUUGCCUUUCGAGGCUGUCAUUUCGGUCAAAGCAAAGAUCCAGAGGCUGGAAGGUAUCCCCGUUGCCCAGCAGCACCUUAUCUGGAACAGUGUGGAGCUGGAUGACGACCAUUGUCUGCAUGACUACGGCAUUGCUGAGGGCUGCACUUUGAAACUGGUCUUGGCUAUGAGGGGAGGCCCCAUAAACACCAGGAGAGUAACCAUGGAGGACCCUAUCAAAGACAUGGCCGACCUGAUGGAGGGCACAAAGGAGGAGGGUUGGGAGAAAAGCCUACCGAACAAGCAGGUCACUUUCGUGGUCUAUCGUGAGGGUGACCAGCUAAACUUCUUCAGAGUGGUCGACAGGGGAGACGGUACCCUGACACCUCUGUCUGAAUCUCUGAGUUCUGGCUCGGUGUACAAUGUGUAUGCAGAGGAGGAGGACGGAGAGAGUUUGGCAGCUGCACAGCAGAGCCUUGAGAACUCCAUCACCAUGAGCAAAAUGAAACAGCUCAAAGCGAAGAUGGAGGACAUGAACCUCAACAAAAAGAAGUCGGCAAAGGUAAAACCACGGGCCCCUGUCAGCCCACAUCCCUUCGGCAGCUCUCACGGACCUUCUAGCAUACGUCACCACCAUCGCCUCUUUCGCUCGUCACAGAUCAAUCAGCCUUGGCAGACAAAUGCCCCACUACCUCCAAUAGUAGACCAUGAACCCGUAGACCCCUCUCUACCCUCCACUGCUGCGACCUCUGCCCACUUGUCCAUACCUAGACGGCCACCUCCGUCGUUCUCCUCCCCCUCUUGUUACAUGCUUCAGGAGGAGGAGCCGUGGGAGACGUGCCCGCCGUUUGCAAAGAUCCGUCCACCUCCCAAAGUGUCCCGGUUGGACAUCGGCAACGCCAGGUUGAUGAGGGACUGCGUGUACCCCCAGCUCCCUCCGCUGUGUAGCAGGCGGCCACCUGAGGCCACCUUUGACCCAGUCGAGCCUGCGGCGGAAUCACUUGGCCUGGGUUUGUUAGAGGAAGCCGUUGGGCUGGCCGUGCCAACGCAACCGGGAGCUCCGUUCGGGGACCUGUCAGAACCUCUGAGUCUGGACGUGUCCGCCCAGCCCGAGGGAGGGCGUCAGUCCCCCUCCCCGCUUAGUCCCUGGACACUCGGGAGAAGCGAUACUCUCCCCGGCAGAGCUGACGGGACCCAGCUUGGCACGUCGUUUCACAUCAGCCCUCCCUCUCCCUUGCCUGCCCCCGCCUCUCCAUCGGCUUCAUCCAGGCUGCUGUCUCAGCAUUUCGAUGCCACUUUCUCUUGUUUACUGCCUAACUUUCAAGCACAAUCCACGGCGAAGCCAGGCAACACGUCUCCACUCCCUUCAUCCACCUUGUCACCACAUCCGCCACACGUUCGUGGCGUUAAAGUAGAGUCGCCCGGCAAAAGGCCAGAGCUAAUUUCCAAGAGGGAGGCGAGGGGCAUCACGAAGUUGGCGAACCAAGCCUGCAAGGAGCCCCUGGGCUCUCUGAACAACUCCGAGCUCUUAGCCUCUCUCUCCACAAGGGCUCCAGACAGCAGCAGCGGCAGCAGUGGCAGGGAUAGCCUCGGAGAGAGUUUGGGACUUGCUUUGGCGCUGCCUCCUGCCACUGCCUCAGGACAGGGCAGCCUUGGCUCCAGGCUGCCAUCCAUCCCGACCAACAGGCUCCUUCAGGAUGAGCUCAUUAGACAAAUGUCACCGUUUCACCAAGCCACAGCCUCUUACAUGACCAAUAACACCCUUCCAUCAGCUGAGGGAGUCGUGACUGCAUUCGGGACAAUAGGCACUCCAACGUACCACCUACCUCCAGUCAAGCCUUCCACAGGCACCAAGAAGAAGAGCUCCAAGCACUGCUUCCUCUGUGGCAAGAAGACUGGGCUGGCCACCAGCUACGAAUGCAGGUGUGGUCAAAACUUCUGCGCCACCCACCGCUACGCCGAGACUCAUGACUGCAGUUACGACUACAAGAGUGCGGGACGCCGCUUUCUCCAAGACGCCAACCCUCUUAUCAGUGCUCCCAAGCUGCCUAAGAUCUAGACUCCCACCCGUCACUGGGGACAGCCUGAGGAAGUAAACAUUAAACUGACUGGACGGGAGGGGGAAAAAAAAAAAAAAUCUUCUUCUACACCACUGUGUGCUUUUUUUAAUUUUUAUCAGCCAAGUUUGCUUAAUAUUAAAAUAAAAUAUUCUGUAAAGCCAAGUGUGAACAAACAAGAGUGGACUGAAAUGGCGCAGAACUAAUUAUGCCUCUUGACAAUGUGAAAAUGUCUAUUCUUUUUAUCUAUUACCUUUUCUUUUCCUUUGUGUAAAAACAACAACAACAAAAAAAAAAGAACAGAUCUGUGCAUGUAUGGUAGGUAGGUUUUGCUAAAUAUAUCUGCUGCACGUAUCCGUUUCAGUUGGUCUUUUCGUUUUCUCUUCAUUAAAUAGGACCGCUCAUGACUUCUCAUUUGACAAGUCUUUGACAGAUGCACUUUAGACCUAUCAUGACUUUAAUUAUGUGGGAAGGGAAGGCCGCAUACGUUUGUGUUUAUGUUAUCCAGAUUUUUAUAUUCCACACACCUGAACGUCUUUCUCAAGUUUCUCUACGUGGGCACAUAUAGUGAAAUCUUUCUUACAAGAACCCAAUACGCAACACUUAUCGCUAAAGUACUUAAUAUUUAUUAAAGAAUACUACUUAUUUAAGUUAAAGGUUGUUUUUUUUUUUCUUCGAAUAGGAAGUAUGAAAUGUGAGUAGGUGUGAAUGUCAGUAAUCGAGUAAACUGUAUUAGGUAUGGGGGGGUGGUUAUGGUAUUUAUGAUGUGUCUAUAAUAAGGUGGUUGCCAUAAUAAUAAUAAAAAAAAAAUCUUUUGUAAGUCUUUUUUAUUGCUCAACUUUAAAUGCUGUUAAAGUAUCUACAGGGGUUUGAUCUAAUAAAGUCUCUUUCCAAACA